UUUUUGUUUAAAUUCAUUUCUUUGAACUAUCAAUUGGAUAAUUAUUUUGCCCAAUUUGAUUACCAUCGAGUGUAAAAAUGUCCCCAAAAGCUCUUGGAACGGCGGUUGUUGGCAAGGUCAAGAAUGCGCUAGAUUAUGAUUCCCACACAUAUUCUGUGACUCCUAAUGGAGAGGAUGAAAGUUUUCUUUCCUUAGGUGGAAUGGGUCUAUCCGGCGAUGACAACUACGACACAGAAAAACUUUCCAAACAGCAAGAGUACCGAGGAAGCUCAUCCAGACGCUGGUGGAAUUGCUCUACCGUCAUUGCCAUAACAUCAAGUAUCCUAGCAGCCACUCUCCUCUUUGCUCUUGCUGCACUGCUCGACCGCAAACCAACUAUCAACUAUAUCCCAGCAAUCACGCCUGACCUGAAACCAGGAGGAUGGCCCUUAGUAGAAGCAGGCGACACCAUUAUCGUAGACUGUGGAAAUAGUCCAGCAGAGGCCCUAGAGAAAGGCUGUGUAUGGGAUCUCAUGUCUUUUUCGUGGACACAUCCCGCAUGCUACAAUAAGAACAUCUCGGAUGAAUUUCUAGAGUUAUAUGGGCCGUGGAAAUGGUAUUCAAAUACCAACAAAAAACCAGGAUACGAGCUCACGGAAAAUGAGUUGCCAUGGGUUACAUCUGUGACAGCGGAGACCGAUAUUCCAAUGGUGUGGACACAGGAGCAUUACCACAUUGCUCAUUGCGCUUAUAUCUUCAAGCUCUUGCACAUUGCUGCAAUGAGUGGACACCUUGUUACAAAUGAAGGGAUAGGAAUGUUUCAUACAGACCACUGCGUUAGUGUAUUCUUGGAUCCUGAGAGGGUAGAGUUUGAAAAGGUCACCACAAGAGUUCAAUUACUUUUUGGAAAGUGUGUUAGGAUUAGAGAUGUUAAUUAAUACGGCGUGAUCGAUAUGGAGCGUAAGGAAAUAUUAUAGUACAGUAAAUCAUGGUUAACCAAGUCCAAAUUUCAAUUUCAUUCUGAUAUAUCCUUUUAUGUGGGAUGUCGUGUAAUAUCGCCCAAUCUUGUCUUCCU
Messenger RNA from Botrytis deweyae, 1054 nucleotides. RefSeq lists its product as uncharacterized. The coding region runs from base 78 to 917 and encodes 279 amino acids. The transcript is spliced from 3 exons. The record is from RefSeq and is a predicted model, not a curated record. Lineage: Eukaryota; Fungi; Ascomycota; Leotiomycetes; Helotiales; Sclerotiniaceae.